Leishmania braziliensis MHOM/BR/75/M2904 is the source of this 2883-nucleotide messenger RNA. RefSeq lists its product as hypothetical. The record is from RefSeq and is a predicted model, not a curated record. NCBI's taxonomy places the organism in Eukaryota, Euglenozoa, Kinetoplastea, Trypanosomatida, Trypanosomatidae. The transcript has a single exon. The coding region runs from base 1 to 2883 and encodes 960 amino acids.
AUGAACAUGGAAGCCAAGAUCGCGGUGUGCCUCCACGACCUGAAGUCGUCCUCAGGCCAACCGGCGGCGCUGCGCGUCUCGGGAAGCGCCGUCGCCUUCACGUGUCCCGCGGCCCUAAAGGAGGCUAGCUUCCCCGCCAACGACACUAACUUCACGGUGGAGAAUGUGCUGGAGCGACCGAGUGCGGCUGCAAUCCAGAAAAAGAUGAUGUCUUCUGCUGCCUCCGACUUUAAGAACCAUCAGAACCUGGUUGUAUUCGGCUACGGCGUCCGCUCUACCCCGAAGCGUCAGCUGAUGUACGGCACCCGCUCUGAGGAGGGCUACGCGGCACGCACCAUUACAGACGCUGUAUGCGGUAGCCAGGGUAUCUUCACGCUAUCGUGCUACGUUCUUGGCCAGAACGAGCACCUUGUGGACCUAAUCAAGGCGAACAACGAGCUCGGCGUGAUUGUGGAGUCCGUAAAGUCAGGCCCGCGUGUCCGCAUGGUGGAGCGUUCCCGGGUCAAAAAUGCUUCUGAUAUACGUGAAGUCUUCUCUAAGAUUGUGAAGAACUACGAGAAGCACUUCGAGAAGGUGCUACAGGAGAAGCAACCCACCGCCGAGCUCCAGGCUCUUCCACCAUACCAGGGCGACUCAAUCAUCCUGCAGCUGUUCCGCUACGAUACGGAGGAGGCGUACACUGAGUACGAUGAAGCCAACUCGAUGACGUUUGUGGCCCUCGGCGACUCGGAGCGGCCGGUGUUGUACGGCCUCGAUUCUUCUCAGCAGAGUGUAUUUGAGAAGACGAACCGUGUAUUGGUGUCUGCGGCGGGAAUCGUGUCGAGCAUCAAGUGCAGCCGUCUGCGCAUCCCCUUUGGCAAGUCCAAGAUGAGUCAGCUGUUGCGCCGCUGCUACAAUGCCGAGAAGGGCAACAACUACAACUCUGUGAAUGGACCAACGAACACUGUCAUGCUGAUUCACUGCUGGACGGACCCCGAGUGGGCGGAGGAGAGUUAUCACAACCUCUCUAUGAUCCGGCGCAUCUGCAACACUCUGGGCUCUUCCGGUAUCGGCUCUAUUCUGCGCGACUUAGCCCUGGAGAAGUGGCGCCUUGAUCAGGACAUUUUUGAGCUGCGAGAUGAGUUGGUGGUGGCACGCACGGUGUACGAGUACAAGCCAUGCAUCUGCGAGGCCGCAAAGCCUGUCAAUGACAUCAAGGAGGAGGAGAUGAAGCGCGUCACUGCCAUUCAGUCGAAGCGCGACGAGGCGCGUGAGAAGAGGCUCUCCUCGAUCCGCAGCAGCGCCAAGGAGGAGGCGAAAAAGAUCAUUAAGCAGCAAGAGGCGAGCAGCGGCACCACCCUGGAAGCUCUCCAAAAAACGCUCAGUAUUAAGAAGCGCGAAAACGAGUCUCUGCAGGCCGAGCGUGACAUCCUGACGCGCGAGUACGAGCAGGCACUCGAUAAGAUUCGGCAGAGGAAGGAGGAAGAGGAAGAAGCUGUGAUUCGCCUCCGUGAGGAAAUGGUUCAGUUGGAGGAGGAGCUGAGUGCGCGCCAGGAGGCCAUCCUGAGCAAGCAGAAGCAGCUGGAGAUGGCAAAGCUGGACAAGGCCAAGUGCCGCGAGGCUAUCCUGCGCGAGCGCGGGAACGUGGAGGCGAUGCGCAAGGCUCUCUUGGCUGAGCGUCGCCACCAGCGUCAGCAGUGGGUCAAGCAGAUCAAAGACAUCAACGACAAGGUGAUGAAGCAGCUCAGCACCAUUGCUGCCGAACGCAAGAAGAAAGGCGAGAAAGUCACGUCGAAGGAGGAGGCGUCCGAGCGGGCCGUAAUGGAGGACAUCAAGACCAUUGAGGAGUAUCUGCCGAAGCUCAUCUCGCUCGAGGAUGUCCCUGUCAACCCGGAAGAAACGGAGUCCAUCCGCCGCCAGUUUGAUGAGGUUUUCACGCAGGAAAAGAAAACGUACCUCUCGAAGAUUGAGGAGGAAAAGGAACGCAAGGAAAAGCUGGAGAAGGGUCUCGAUGCGUACCGCAGCCGCCUGCUCGAGGUGGCGCACGCGAAGAAGAAGGAGAGCCAACAGGAUGCUAUGAGGAAAGAGCAGCAACUCAGCUCGCUGGUGGAGCAGGUGCUCACGUACCUGCGCCACGGCGUGAAGAUGACAAAGAUAUCAAGCAAGGGUGUCGCGCGCCGCCGCUUCUACUUCAUCUCCGACGAUGGAACUCGCAUGCACUCCUGCGAGCUCGACAACCAGGGUAUCCCGAUCAACCGACGUAAACCACCAGUGACGCUGUUGCUGAGCGACAUCCGCAAGGUGGUGCUCGGCGUGUACACCGAAACCUUCCUGACCUUUAGCUCGGAGAGUCAGCUCGCUAAGGCGCGUGCGGAGGCUGUCACCGACAACGGUACUUUCCGCCCUGAUGUGACGCAGGACAUCACCCCCGCUAACCUUGGCCUCCACAACUACCGCGCGUUCGCGCUUCUGCUGCGUGGUGGCAAGUCACUCGAGGUGGUUUGCGAAUCGGACACGGACUGUGAGGCGUGGAUGGUGGGCCUGCGGCGCCUGCUGUCCAUCAAGACGGCGACGGAGAAGAUACUGGAACAUCAUGUCGAACCUGGUCGCAUACAAGAAGGCGCUGCGGUGGAAAAGCCGGCAGAGAUGAAAUUUGGCGGCCUUCUUGACGUGCGCAACAUGCGCGGCUUUGUCUCGCUCUCCCCUGAGGAGGCCACUUUGUGCAGUGAAAGCCACAUUCCACCGGCACUCUUCCUGCGCGUAAAACAGGAGGUGACGGAGAAGUCGCACACCUGCUUCAUCACCGUCUACGACGUGCGCGUUUCUUCUGGGCUUGACCUGGUUCGCUCCACUUACAUCUAUGACUAUCUGGUGCAGUACCACAUCAUCCAACUUCCGCACUAG